This is a messenger RNA of Chrysemys picta bellii (western painted turtle), 1924 nucleotides long. It is a transcript of the gene PKLR, whose product is annotated as pyruvate kinase L/R. Gene Ontology annotation, molecular function: pyruvate kinase activity; magnesium ion binding; potassium ion binding. Gene Ontology annotation, biological process: cellular response to insulin stimulus; glycolytic process. Gene Ontology annotation, cellular component: cytoplasm. NCBI's taxonomy places the organism in Eukaryota, Metazoa, Chordata, Testudines, Emydidae. The record is from RefSeq and is a predicted model, not a curated record.
AGUCAGCUGCAGGGUCAGCCUGGGUCUGGUGAGUCUUUAACUGUUCAUGCGACCUUUGGGCUGGGAGUGUCCAUCCCAGAGACACAUGUGACUGGAGGCUUGGAGCUAGAAGCUGGUGGGCAAGUGAGCCCCUGGGGAUUCUGGAGCCACACCAUGGAAGGUGCUGAGUUGAGGCUGCUGGACAACAUGGCCCACCUCACCCAGGAGCUUGGCACGGCCUUCUUCCAGAGGCACCAGCUGACAGCGGCCAUGGCCGACACUUUCCUGGAGCAUCUCUGUUUGCUGGACAUCGACUCUGAGCCCAUCACCACCCGCAAUACCGGCAUCAUCUGCACCAUAGGUCCUGCCUCCCGCUCUGUGGAGAUGCUGAGGGAGAUGAUUAAGGCUGGGAUGAACAUUGCACGCCUGAACUUCUCGCAUGGCUCACAUGAGUAUCAUGCUGGAUCCAUUGAAAACAUCCGGGAGGCAACUGAGAGCUUCACCUCCAACCCCCUUUUCAACCGCCCUGUGGCCAUCGCCCUGGACACCAAGGGGCCGGAAAUCCGCACGGGCGUGGUGAAAGCGGGCGAGAACAUGGAGGUGGAGCUAGUGAAGGGUUCCCGGGUGACGGUCACCACUGACGAUGCCUUCAAGGAGUGCUGCGACCAGGCCACCAUCUGGGUGGAUUACAAGAACCUCCCCAACGUUGUCAAGGUCGGUGGGAAGAUCUUUGUGGAUGAUGGGCUCAUCUCCCUGCUGGUCAAGGAAAUCAGUGCUGACAGCUGCAUAACAGAGGUGGAAAAUGGUGGGAUGCUGUGUAGCCGCAAGGGGGUCAACCUGCCAGGGGCAGAGGUUGACCUCCCAGCUGUGUCCGAGCGGGACAUCCGUGACCUGCACUUCGGGCUGCAGCAUGGUGUGGACAUGAUCUUCGCCUCCUUCAUCCGCAAAGCCGCAGAUGUGGCCGCUAUCCGGGACGUGCUGGGCGAGCGCGGCCGCGCUAUCAAGAUCAUCAGCAAGAUCGAGAACCACGAGGGUGUCACAAAGUUCGAUGAGAUCCUGGAAGCCAGUGAUGGAAUAAUGGUGGCUCGUGGGGACCUGGGCAUCGAAAUCCCAGCUGAGAAAGUCUUCCUGGCUCAGAAGAUGAUGAUUGGCCGCUGCAACCGUGCCGGGAAGCCUGUGAUCUGUGCUACGCAGAUGCUGGAGAGCAUGAUCAAGAAGCCCCGUCCCACCCGGGCAGAGAGCAGCGAUGUGGCCAAUGCUGUGCUGGACGGAGCUGACUGCAUCAUGUUGUCAGGAGAAACAGCCAAGGGGGCCUACCCCGUGGAAGCUGUGCGCAUGCAGCAUGCGAUUGCCAGGGAGGCCGAGGCCGCCAUCUAUAACCAGCAGCUGUUUGAGGAGUUGCGCAAGGUGACCCCUCUGAGCCAGGACCCCACUGAGGUGACAGCCAUUGGGGCCGUGGAGGCGUCCUUCAAGAGCUGCGCUGCGGCCAUCAUUGUGCUGACCACUUCGGGCAGGUCUGCACAGCUGAUCUCCCGCUACCGGCCUCGUGCCCUCAUCAUUGCCGUGACACGGAACGAGCAGGUGGCACGCCAGGCGCACCUGUGCCGGGGCGUCUUCCCUGUGCUUUAUCGGGGGGCACAGCAGAAGGUGUGGGCAGAUGAUGUGGAUCGUAGAGUGCAGUUCAGCAUAGAGAUGGGGAGGGUGCGUGGAUUCCUGCGCUCCAAUGAUGUCGUCAUUAUCGUGACAGGCUGGAGACCUGGCGCCGGCUACACCAACAUCAUGCAGGUGGUGAAGGUGUCGUGAAAAGCUGCUGGGAGAGAGGGGCUGGGGCAGAUGCUUCCAUCUCCCACGCUGGGAGCUCCCUGCUCCUGCCUUUUCCCUCCAUGCUGUGGCCCUGUCUGUAUCACACAGUUCCAGGCUUCAGCCAGUAAACAUUCCCACCCAA